UGAGUGAAAUUAAUAUAUUCUUUUUUGGUUUGCAAAUUUUCAAUAUAUAAAAAUUAAUCAGAUUAUUUACAAUUUAUGCAAUACGUCCUAUGUGAUUGUCUGUUUUUAUACAUGUUUAUCGCCGAUGCACGUGUUUGCAUUUAUUUACGAAUUUACGGCAAUCAUUAAAAAGAUGAAUUCUUCAAACUAUUAUUAUAAAAUCAAUAAUAAACAAUUUUCACGAAUGAAGAAAAAGGAGAAAAAAGUCAUCUCCACCAUCAUUCGACAAUAUUUUUUCGAAGAUUCAGAAUUAAUCAUUGAUGAUAGUGUUGAAUCCGAUCGAACUUUGCUUGUCGAUAAUCGAGAUAAUCAAAUUUUUCUCACAACAACGGAAAUUUUGGAACUGAUAAAUGAAAAAAUAAAUAAUGAUAAAAGAAUUCCAGAUUUAUUCGAGGAUUAUUUUGUUAUGCCAAAUAAAAAGUUUUUAAUCCUAAAACCAGCCAAUGAAGAUAUAUGUCAUCAGAUUUAUAGGCUGAAUUUUGAUGAGAAAUUCAAAGAUUAUAAUUUAAAUUUCAUAGUUAUACCGAAUAAAUUGCUGGAAUUAGCGAUACAAAAAUACCAGUCUACUGUUGAUCAGAUUUUCGAUUUAUUCAGCGAGGAAAAUAAGCCAAACGGAUUGAAAAUCAUUGAUGAUUUUCUAGAUGAAUCGAAAGAAUCGAUUUUUAUGAAUUUUGUCAAGACAUACUUUGAAAUCGCCACUAAAGAGAAUAAAAUAUCUCGACUGAAAAAUCGUGAAGCCAUCCAUUUUGGUUAUGCUUUCGAUUACGAACAAAAUUUGAUUAUUAAUGAUUCUAGACAAGUUAUAAGUCCGGAGAUUCCACGAGAAUUCGAUUUAAUUUGUGAACUUUUUUUAGAAUUUGUACCAGAAAAGCCUGAUCAAUUGACGAUAAACCGUUAUGCAGGAGAAAAAAGUGAUCAUAUUCCGUUUCAUUGUGAUACACAUUCCAUGUGCACUGAAUGGAUUAUAUCACUUAGCAUAGGAUCCUCCGUAGUUAUGUCAUGGAAAAGGCGAAAUGAUGAUGAUAAUAUCAAACAACGGGCAUCGACAAUACUACCACCUCGAUCAUUGAUGAUAAUGCAGGAAGAAGCUAGAUACAAUUGGAACCAUGGUAUUACUAAAACUAAAAUUGAUUUGGUUCCAUUCAAUAAUAAUUUUCCCAUCAAACGAAAACGUCUUUCAUUUCAACCUCGUUCCGAACGUUAUUCAUUAACAUUCAGAAAAACUAGACCUGUGACUGAUCAAUGUCAAUGUGAUGAAUGUAUUAAACAAAAUGAAAAUGAUGAGGUUGCUGGUUUCCAGAUAUCUAAUCCGCGAAAAUUAGAAACGGAUUUCGUUCAUCGAACCUAUGAUCAAAUAGCUGAUCAUUUCAGCACAACACGAUACAAAUGCUGGCCACAAGUUGUUAAUUUCCUCGAAUCAUUACCAGCUGGAUCUUUUGUCCUAGAUGUUGGAUGUGGAAAUGGCCGCUUUCUUUCAGUCAAUCCAUCCAUUGUGACCAUCGGAACUGAUCGUUCGAUCAAUCUGCUCAAAAUUUGUCAUCAACGUAAUUUGGAAACAUUUUUGGAUAAUUGUCUCUAUGUUGAUCAAACUAUACGUGAACAAGUAUUUGAUGCUAUCAUUAGUAUUGCAGUUAUUCAUCACAUGGUUACUGAACAACGACGUGUUAGAGCGAUUCAUGCCAUUUUGAAUCUUUUGGCAAUUGAUGGCCUUGCAUUGAUCUAUGUUUGGGCAUUCGAACAAAAACAUGAAGGUUCAGCAUCCAAAUAUUUGAAAACAACCGAGACGGUGAUAAAUAUGGAACAAGACGAUGAAAAUACCUCGUUUCAAGGUACAUUGUCCAUACAUCAGAAUCGAACAGAAUUUCGUGAACAAGACAUAUUAGUUCCUUGGACUAAAAAAAUAACUAACGACAAACAAUCAGAAUUAUCGGAGAAGUUUUUUCGAUUCUAUCACGUUUUUCAACGUGAAGAAUUAGAAAAUUUAGUUAAUAUGGUUGCCCAAAAAGAAACUAGAUAUUCGAUUCGAAUCGAAAAAAGCUAUUAUGACGAAGGAAAUUGGUGUGUCAUCGUUCGAAAGACAAAGCUCUAAAUGAAAUCGAACAACGUGAUUACCACAUGAAUUUCUAUUCAUAAGGAUUUCAAAAAAUAUAAAGCGAAAAUAUCGUUUAAUAAUUCAUUUAUUUUAAUUCUGUGAAAAUCAUUUAAUUUUUAUUUGUCAACUUGAAUAACAGUAAUCAUUUUAUAAAGAAUAAAAUAUAGAUAAAAAAAAUUAAGCAAAAAAA
Molecule: messenger RNA, 2321 nt
Organism: Dermatophagoides farinae (American house dust mite)
Lineage: Eukaryota; Metazoa; Arthropoda; Arachnida; Sarcoptiformes; Pyroglyphidae
Product: tRNA (carboxymethyluridine(34)-5-O)-methyltransferase alkbh8
Biological process (GO): tRNA methylation; tRNA wobble uridine modification
Cellular component (GO): cytoplasm; nucleus
Molecular function (GO): tRNA binding; S-adenosylmethionine-dependent methyltransferase activity; tRNA (5-carboxymethyluridine(34)-5-O)-methyltransferase activity
Source: RefSeq, a predicted model, not a curated record